Molecule: messenger RNA, 369 nt
Organism: Saitoella complicata NRRL Y-17804
Lineage: Eukaryota; Fungi; Ascomycota; Saitoellomycetes; Saitoellales; Saitoellaceae
Exons: 1
Coding region: 1-369 (122 amino acids)
Biological process (GO): glutathione biosynthetic process
Molecular function (GO): glutamate-cysteine ligase activity
Source: RefSeq, a predicted model, not a curated record
AUGGAGAGGGCACAACGACGUGACGCAGUAAUCACGCAAAAGUUUUGGUGGACGGAGGGGAGGGAGAUGAGCAUCGACGAAAUCCCCCACGAGGAUGGCGGGGUCAUGGAGCUCGUGGAAGAUUACAUCAAACAACACGAACCCAUCCCCGCUACGACCCACGACACCCUUCACCGGCAGCUCUCCCUCAUCUCGCGUCGUGCGCGGGGCGAGAAACCGACACAAGCGGCAUGGAUGAGAAGUUUGGUUGACAGAGAGAUUUUUGAGGCAGUCGAGGGGGAGAGAAUGUUGAGUAAGGAUGGGAUGUGGGGGGUUAUGGAGGCGUGCAGAGGGAGGGUUGAGGAGCAGGAUGAAGAGAGCGAGGAGUAG